Messenger RNA from Dreissena polymorpha, 2775 nucleotides. RefSeq lists its product as uncharacterized. Bases 95 to 1792 code for a protein of 565 amino acids. Gene Ontology annotation, molecular function: ubiquitin protein ligase activity; zinc ion binding. Gene Ontology annotation, biological process: proteasome-mediated ubiquitin-dependent protein catabolic process; protein polyubiquitination. The transcript is spliced from 3 exons. The record is from RefSeq and is a predicted model, not a curated record. Lineage: Eukaryota; Metazoa; Mollusca; Bivalvia; Myida; Dreissenidae.
AAAGUAAAAUAUUAGUUGAUUGACGACACCAGUUGAAGAUGUGUAAUUUAAGGCGUAAAUAAUUCUAUUGAAUAUUUAUACUAAGGUGAUCAAGAUGGCUACGUAUUCCAAGUCAACUGUGGCUAGUGGCUCUGAUUCAUUUAUUGACUUUUGUUGUUUCCCCUGUUUAGAGAACAAAAUUGACCAGUGGGCUGACUUUUACUGCGAAAACUGUCAGAAAUUUUAUUGUGCAAAAUGUAUUAAUCUGCAUAGUCCGUUGUUUGGGACACAUGUGACAUACGGAAGGGGAGACACAAGUAAGUGGCCAGUGUCCAAGGAAGUGGAGGAUUUCCUUCAGAAAUGUGACCGUCAUGACGACAAACAUCUAGAAAUGUUUUGUGAGGACCACAGUCAGCUGUGCUGCACUAAUUGUGCUUUCGUAAAUCACAGACAAUGUGCUAAAGUAACACUGAUAUCCCAAUCAGUAAAAGGAUCUCCACCAAACUUGCAGCAACUAUCAAGAAAAAUCCAAAGCAUUCUUGAAGAAAUCAAGAAACUUCAGAAUUAUUGGGAUACCAACAAGCAGUCUUUGCAGGCUUCAUACGACAAACAAUUAUAUGUAAUACAUGACACGCGCCAAAAAAUAAAUAGUAUUCUAGACAACAUUGAAAAAAACACCAUGAAAGAGCUAGAUGAUAAGUUGGCCAGUUUGAAAGCAUCUGUCAAGACUGAUGCAGACAAUUGCAGCAAACUCAAAAAUGAACUCAAGCAACUCAAUGACGCAAUACAGGACAUUGUUGAUAAGGGCAAAGCAGAACUCACAUUUAUUGCAAGUAAGAAAUGUAUGGAAAAGAUUAAACAGUCUGAAACAUAUCUGAAGCAGAACUCGUUUCAGGUUGAAAGUUCACUGACAAUCCAGGCAGACAGGGAUUUUCAACAGUACUUGUCUAAAUUGUCAGGUCUGGGGAAGAUUGUACUCAGUACCAAGGAAACAUUAGUGUUAGUUGACCAGGCACUCACUGUACAAGGGAAGUCAGAGUAUAAUGUGCGCCUACAGAGUGAUUCAGAUAAGGACUGCUAUAUCGGGGCCAUUUGUGUUCUCUCUGAGGAUCAGAUCCUUGUUGCAGAUUGUAUUAAUAAAAGAGUUAAGCUACUCAAUCAUCAAUACCAGGUGGUGGGUCAUUAUGAUUUAAAUGGUUUUCCAUCGGACAUGUUUAAAAUCACACCAAGUGAAGUAGCUGUUACUGUGAAUGACACUAGGACACAUGAGGUCCAGUUUGUCUCUGUGAAUGGUGGGCAGCUGGUUAAGGGCAGGAUGUUACAGUUUCAACAUGCAUGCAGGGGUAUUGCUCAUAUUAUGCAAGACCUGUAUCUCACUUCUGGCACUGCACUUUACAAGUAUUCAAUGAAAGGAGCCCUUUUGACUAAGUUGUAUGAAGAUACAUCAGACAAGUUAACAGUAUGGAAAUGUGCAGUGAGUCCUUCAGGUGACAAGAUAUUAAUCACCAACCAUUCCCAUAACAAGGUCCUCACUCUGGCCAGAGAUGGCACAGUUCUCCAAACCUUCACAGACCCAGACCUACAACACCCACGUGGUAUCCAUGUUACUGCUCUGGGACAGGUUCUGGUGUGUGGAGAAUCAUCCAGCACUAUCAUUCAGCUGGAUGGGGAAGGCAAGAAGAAGCUGGCAACUCUUGCUACCAGGAAGGAUGGACUUAAUUACCCACACUCAGUCUUCUACAAUAGGAGCACAGCAUCCAUCAUUGUGGGACAAUGGCCUAGCAAUAACAUCCUUGUGUUAAGAGUAAAAUAGGUGUUUUGUCACAAGUUUCAGUACAAACAUUUUGGAACAUGUACUUUACAUGAAUUCUUGGCCACACCAAACUUGUAUUCAGUAUUAUGUUUCAUCACAUAAAUCACAUGAAUGAUUUAAUAUUGUCGUGCCUACUAAUGUCAAAUCAUGAAUAUGUUUGAAAAGGUACAUUUAUAAUUAACUUUGAGAGCAUGGAUCUAUUAUUUAGUGUUUUGUUUCAAUGCAUAAUUCUUGCGAGAUUAUAUAUUGUGUUUCAAUACAAUUUAAUAUGUGCUACCAUCUAUUGCUGAUAAUUAUUUUUCCUUUUCAAUCGCAUAUAAUCAGUGUAUUGUUGUUUUCUUGAUAUAUAUCUUAAAAAUGAAUAACAUGUACAUACAUGAUUCUUGUAUUCAGUAUUACGUUUCAUCACAUAAACCACAUGAAUGAUUUAAUAUUGUCGUGCCUACUAAUGUCAAAUCAUGAAUAUGUUUGAAAAGGUACAUUUAUAAUUAACUUUGAGAGCAUGGAUCUAUUAUUUAGUGUUUUGUUUCAAUGCAUAAUUCUUGCGGGAUUAUAUAUUGUGUUGCAAUACAAUUUAAUAUGUGCUACCAUCUAUUGCUGAUAAUUAUUUUUCCUUUUCAAUCGCAUAUAAUCAGUGUAUUGUUGUUUUCUUGAUAUAUAUCUUAAAAAUGAAUAACAUGUACAUACAUGAUUUUUUUUUGUGGUUAUGUUCUAUAAUAUUUUUGUGUAAUUGUUAUGAACAGUAAAAAGAACGGCAGAGUGCAAUUAAGGAGGGAAGGUUUUACAUUUUCAUUGUAUUAUUGAACAGUCACCAUGUGUUCUGUCCUUAAAAAUAUAAAGUUAUUUAGAUUGACAAUUAUGUAUUGUACAGACUUCUUUAAUUAUUGUUUUUAGAUUUUACUUUUGUUGAUUACAGUUAUAUAUGUAUUUACUAGUGUCAUUCAUGCUAUCUGCCUUUACUGUUCACUACAUGUAUGUUUUGC